Messenger RNA from Neolamprologus brichardi, 731 nucleotides. The record is from RefSeq and is a predicted model, not a curated record. Lineage: Eukaryota; Metazoa; Chordata; Actinopteri; Cichliformes; Cichlidae.
AUGUAUGGAGCCAUCUGCCUGGUUAUCUUAGCCAUUAUAAUGCCUGACAGGAGCUUCUAUAGGGUACUGAAGCAGGGGGAGAAUCACCCGUCUCCUAAUUUUAACCAGUAUGUGAGGACGCAGGGCGCAGUGACGGACCAGCUCAGCCGAAGACAGGUCAGAGUUUACCAGCUCUACAGUCGCACUAGCGGGAAACACGUCCAGAUCCACGGCAAAAGGGUCACCGCCACCGCCGAGGAUGGAAAUCUGUACGCUCGCCUGUUUGUUGAGACAGACACCUUUGGCAGUCGAGUUAGGAUAAGAGGUGCAGAAAGUGGGCGCUACCUCUGUAUGAACCGGAAGGGGAAGCUUGUUGGAAAGCCAAAUGGCCGGAGCAAAGAUUGUAUCUUCACUGAGAUUGUACUGGAGAACAAUUACACAGCCUUCCAGAAUGCCAAGUAUGAGGGCUGGUAUGUGGCUUUCACCCGGAAAGGGAGGCCCAUCAAAGCCUCCAGAACGAGGGAGAAUCAGAGAGAGGUCCAUUUCAUCAAGAGGCUGCACACAGGAUUACCUCCCUUCCCCAACACGGACCAAAGUAAACCAUUUGAGUUCAUCAGAUUUCCGUCCACACGUAGAGCGAAGCGGAACAGGAAAAUCACCUAGCUCUUCCUAGGCACAGCAAAAGGGAUGGACUGAUGACAGUUGUGACAUGGGAAGAAACAGAUGCAACUUUAUUUUUGUAUAUUUUUUGA